Molecule: messenger RNA, 3081 nt
Organism: Clonostachys byssicola
Lineage: Eukaryota; Fungi; Ascomycota; Sordariomycetes; Hypocreales; Bionectriaceae
Source: the annotation of a GenBank genome assembly
AUGAGCUCGUUUCGAGACAAAUUCCAUCGCCUGGACCGCGGAAGUGAUAGGAGCCGUGAGAGGGAACGGAGCCCUCGUGACCGCGACCGAGAUAGAGAUUACGACCGAGAUAGGGACAGGGACAGGGAGAGAGAACGCCGUGAGCGACACGACCAGAGACCACAUUUCAUGCGCAAAGAUUCAGGAUUUUCCGAUCGUGAUAACAGGGGAAAGGACGAUCGUCCUCUACCAUCCCGUCGUCAAGAUGGUGGUAUUCGAGUAUCUACUUCUUCCCUCGCCGGACAUCAGAGUGCAGCGUCAAGCCCAAGAGACCAGACGGUCCUAGACAAAGGCCAUUCAGGAGCCACCUCCUCGCCGAUUACAAAACAAUCUUCCACGUCGAACCCUCCCCAGGCCAAGGAUAAAGAUGCCGCUGAUAUUCUUAACUUGGUAUCCGAGCGAGCAGCAGCCUACAAGCAGUUCCACGAUGCUCUCGUUAGGGAGAAGAAGUGUCGUGAAUCAAUCGAAACUGUGGCCCGCUCAGAGUUCACAUCCGAAUUCAACUUGUUAAAGCAGACAUUGAAUCAAUCCAAGGAAAUCAGGACGAAAUAUCAACGCAAACUAGAUGAUUUGGACCACAAGUUCCCUGCCCUCCUUUAUACCAUAAUUGAUAGGCCCCGGAAAGCCACUACUACACCUACUUCUACUGCUCCGCCCGCCUCCAAAUCUGCAGAGACGUCUACGACUACGACUACAGCUACAUCUACGCCAACGCCGACGUCGACGACAGCAAACAUAACUCAACUUGAAAAUCGGCUCAAUUUAUUGCCAAAGUCGAUUGAGUUUUCUAUAACGAAGAAGAUGGACGACAAGGUUGAUGCCUUAGCAAAAAGGAUGGACGACAAGAUGGGCGACAAGGUUGAUGCCUUAGCAAAAAGGAUGGAUGAAAAGAUCGACGCGAUACAUUUGGAAAAGUCAACGCUGGCCCGUCGCCUAGAUGAGGAGACUUCCAAGAAUAAGGCGCUAGAGGAGAAGCUGCGCGAUGUCUCAGAACAGCUGGACCAAUCCAACAAAGCCAACUCGGAGCUUGCCUCUGAGUUUGGUCGUUUCAAAGAGGAACUUAAAAUUCCUGAACUUGAUGAACUCCGGCACACCUUCAAGAAGCAAGACCAGCGCAUGCUCACGAUAGAAUCAAAGCUAGAAAAGAGUGGGAAGGCUGCAGGUCCAGGAUACCAGGAAGUACUCAAGGUGCACUCCCAACAGUCGGAAGACCGGAUUAAGAAGAUCGAGACACUAGAUCGUCAGAUCGAGGCACAAAAUCGCCGAAUCGAAGCACAGGAUCGCCGAAUCACGGAAUCGAGAACUAAGCAGGAUCAAAACCAGAAUUGGACGAUGCAGAAGAUCGGAGCUCAUGAGGCUCGCAUCAGUCAGUUGAAAGCACAGCAGGAGACUGGUCAAUCGUGGGCGACACAGAUGAUCGAGGAUCAAAAGACUCACAUCGGUCAGUUGAAAGCACAGCAGGAGACUGGUCAAUCGUGGGCCAGGCAGAAGAUCAAAACGCAAGAGACCCGUUUCGACGAGUUAAACUCACAACGGGAGAGCAGUCGAUCAUUGGCGAAACAGAAGAUCGAUGAUCAAGAGGCCUGCCUCAAAGAGUUGAAGGCACAACAGGAGAACAGCCAAUCGUGGGCGAAACAGAUGAUCGAAACGCAACAGACCCGUUUCGACGAGUUGAGAACACAGCAGGAGAACAGCCAAUCAUGGGCGAAGCGGAUAAUCGAAACGCAACAGACUAGCUUCGACGAGUUGAAAAUACAACAGGAAAACAGCCAAUCAUGGGCGAAACAUAUGAUUGAAACGCAACAGACUUGCUUCAGCGAGUUGAAAACACAACAGGAGACUGAUCAGUCAUGGGCGAAGAGGAAAUUUCAAGGGCAAGAGACUCUAUUGGACGAGUUGAAGACACAACAGGAGAUUGAUCAAUCAUGGGCGAAGAAGAAAUUUCAAGAGCAAGAGACUCUCUUGGACGAGUUGAAAAUGCAACAGGAGACUGGCCCGUCAUGGGCGAAGGAGAAAUUUCAAGAGCAAGAGUCUCUCAUCAACGGGUUGAGAGCACGACAAGAAGCGGCUGAAUCACAUAUCAACGAUAACCGGCAGCAGCUUACCAACCUCAAGACAGAAGUUGUCUCCCACGCCCAGCAGUUAACGACGCAAACGCUCAUACCAAAAAGGGAUCCCGCCGUGGAUUCAUCACUCAAUGAAGGCCUACGCAACAAGUACAAAGUCAUGCAGGAUCUUUAUAAAGAAACUGCAGGAGAUCUCCGAAAUCUGGAGAAGAAGCUUGAUGAGCUGGGCAGCAAUUUUGAGCAAUUAAAGCGUGAUCCUCGACCCAAGUCGCUGACUCCAGCAGCGUCAAAUGAUGGAAACAACCCUCGAGGCUUCUCUCCUCGUAUGAAUGGCGAAAACUACAACCACAACUCGGACCUGAAUGCAACUGUUCUCGGGAUUUUGGAACCCAAGAUGAAGGAAUAUGACAGGAAGUCCAAGGACAAAUUUUCAGACAUCGCCACAAAGCUUGGUGCCUUUAUUGACCACCAACGCCAGCGAAUGGAGGAGAACGAUAAGAGGUACAAUUCCACAUUCGAUAGACACCAGAGAUCCAUUGACGAAUUGGUUAUCGAACUGUUGCCACUGAAGGACAAGCAGGUCAAAGAAUUCGAGGAUCUUUGGAAGGAGAUCAAUUCGCAAAAGGGUAUGAUUCAAACACAGAUGGCAGAUCUCGCCGUGACGCGGCAUCAAUUUCAAAACAAGUCCUCUGACGACUCGGGCCGUCUCGAUGACUUCGAGAUGCAGAUCUCCGACCUCAAGAUGUGGCAGGACAACUUCCGAUCAACGGAAAUGGUCAGAACCAUAACGAAUCAUAUCAGCAGCACGAUGCCGAAUAGUUUCCAUGCACAUAUAAAGGCCUUGUUCGAUCGAAUGAAUAGAGUGGAGAAGAUGGUAAUGGCUUCCAGCGACGGUGAUUCGAUCAAGAAGCGUAAGGUAUCCAGCGGCGCAGCCUUCGUGGUCAAUGGCACCCAAGAGCAGGCCGCACAUGGUUAA